AGAACAACAUAUUAUCUCACCGAACGCAUUAUGGCUGCCAUGGCGAUUGAUAGCGCAAAGCGGAAAGCUUCCGAGGAGAUCACUUCCCCGGAUUCGCAACAACAGAGCAAGAAAGCGCGCACUGACUCGCUGGAACGAGAACCAAAGGUUGAGGAAGACGAAGACACCGGGAAGCCCCUCCGAAUCGUCCCCUUUCCCGAGAAACCUGCGGUUUUAGAAGAGCGUCGAGGAGAUAUCGAGUUCCGGGUGGUCAAUAAUGACGGGUCGCGGGAUAGCUUUGUUAUCCUCACCGGGUUAAAAUGCAUUUUCCAGAAGCAACUUCCCAAGAUGCCCAAGGAUUAUAUUGCGCGAUUGGUGUACGACAGAUCACAUCUGUCUAUCGCGAUUGUGAAGCAUCCGUUGGAAGUUGUUGGAGGAAUCACGUACCGGCCAUUCAACAGUCGCAAGUUCGCCGAAAUUGUUUUUUGUGCCAUUUCUUCCGACCAACAGGUGAAAGGUUACGGAGCACAUUUGAUGUCACAUCUCAAGGACUAUGUGAAAGCCACAUCGCCCAUUAUGCACUUCCUGACGUACGCCGAUAACUAUGCUAUUGGAUAUUUUAAAAAGCAGGGCUUCACGAAGGAAAUUACGCUCGAAAGGUCUAUGUGGAUGGGAUAUAUCAAGGAUUACGAGGGAGGCACCAUUAUGCAGUGCACGAUGCUGCCCAAGAUACGAUACCUGGAAAUUGGGCGCAUGCUCUUGAAGCAAAAGGAAGCAGUUCAUACGAAGAUUCGCGCGUUUAGUCGGUCACAUAUCAUCCACAAUCCGCCAAAAGAGUGGAAAAACGGGCCGUGUCAGAUCGAUCCCUUGAGCAUCCCGGCCAUCAAGGAAUCCGGGUGGUCACCUGAUAUGGAUGAGCUGGCUCGUCAACCACGCCAUGGACCAAACUAUAACCAACUGCUGCACCUUCUCAACGACAUGCAAAACCACAGCGCUGCAUGGCCCUUUACCCAACCUGUCAAUCGCGAUGAAGUGCCGGAUUACUACGAGGUUAUUAAGGAGCCUAUGGACCUUUCGACCAUGGAGGAGAAGCACGAAAAAGACAUGUAUCCAACACCACAGGACUUCAUCAAAGACGCUAUGUUGAUAUUCGACAACUGCCGGCGGUAUAACAACGAGACCACCCCAUAUGCCAAGAGUGCGAACAAGCUAGAGAAGUUCAUGUGGCAGCAGAUCCGGAACAUCCCGGAGUGGUCGCAUUUGGCUGAUGGCCAUUGAGAUUGGGAUUACCUGGCAUGCUUUGGAGCGUAGGAGUUAUUCGUGUGGCUGGCGUUUAUAUAUGCAUUUCCUGUGAUUUAUAAGGUUCCGUGGAUAAUACCCAAAGAGUGAUUGAUGAAGCAUUGGUUCUGGAGGUUCGGUUUCGGCUUUAUUUGAGUUUUGGGUGAAACUGGUAUUUUUAGCAAUUUCACUGUAUGUAUUGUGGAUUACUGUAGUCCCUUGCUGGGUUUUCUAACGCUGGUACAGCUACAGUAUGGAGUACAGUUCAUAAAUAUAGUCCAAUUGAUAACAAUCAAUGUAUGUAGUAGGGUUAUCAACUGUCUG
Messenger RNA from Aspergillus ruber CBS 135680, 1581 nucleotides. RefSeq names its product histone acetyltransferase GCN5 (gene gcnE). The record is from RefSeq and is a predicted model, not a curated record. The transcript has 7 exons. Lineage: Eukaryota; Fungi; Ascomycota; Eurotiomycetes; Eurotiales; Aspergillaceae. Bases 31 to 1257 code for a protein of 408 amino acids. Gene Ontology annotation, cellular component: histone acetyltransferase complex. Gene Ontology annotation, molecular function: protein binding; histone H3 acetyltransferase activity. Gene Ontology annotation, biological process: positive regulation of transcription by RNA polymerase II; chromatin remodeling.